This is a messenger RNA of Eurytemora carolleeae, 3506 nucleotides long. Its product is annotated as DNA-directed RNA polymerase II subunit RPB1. The record is from RefSeq and is a predicted model, not a curated record. NCBI's taxonomy places the organism in Eukaryota, Metazoa, Arthropoda, Copepoda, Calanoida, Temoridae. The coding region runs from base 113 to 1393 and encodes 426 amino acids. The transcript has 6 exons.
AUCUUUCCAGACUACAUUUGUUCCAUAAAACGUGCUGGGUCGACUCUACCAGACUCGCCGGUACGACAGAAUGCAUAUACAGUACAUGUUGUAACUUGUACCGGCUCGGAUCAUGCACAAUUUAGAGCGAAGCCUAGGGAUGGUAAGAGGACAGUUGAUUGGGUUCAGGGGGAUUAUAGAUUUACCAACAGAUUUUCAGUACAGGGAUGCUGAAACUGUAAGUGUGAGUGUGGAAACUGGUAAAUUUGCUGUGGAACACCAACGAAGAGAACAGCAGAGAUCUGACAGCCGAAGAAAACAGGCAGCCCGGAUACCGAAACAAACUCCAGUUUUUACAAGUCGGUUCGAGGUAGAAGGAGUAGGAUCUCCGGUACAGGGAAGAGAUAUAUUUGAUUUUAAUGAUUCAAGGUUUAUUAAUCCUAUUCCAGAGACAAGGUUUAAUAAACCGAAUCCUGAUCUUGAACUGGAGCGUGAGGAGGAGAAAAGGUUUCAGGGUUUAAACUCUCUCCAACCAUCCUCAGCUCAGCUGAACUUCCCUCCCUUGGGACUUAAACUCUUCGGAAUUGACUCUGCAGAUGGAUUUCCUGGUUCAGAGGUUCAGGAUGAAGUUUUCUCCAACCCUGGAGAAGGAUUUAACUCCGGAUUUGAAAACUCCCAUCCUCCGUUUCUGUUUGAACCCGUUGAAGAGGGAUACAGUGGUAUCUACGGAUUUAGUACUCCUAGACCAUACCUUGCUCCUACUCCUUCUCCACAUAGAUACACUCCUGUAACCAACCCUGGGAUCCCUCCAAUCCCAACCCAUCCUUCAAAACCUCAUCCCAUCUUUUCAAAGAGCCAAACAGCUUCUCACUUGGAUUCUCAUCCAAUAAACUAUCUGGAUUCUCAUCCAAUCAACCAUCUGGAUUCUCAUCCAGGCACUUACUCUGACAGUUAUCACUCCAAAUACUCCGAAACUUAUCCAAAAACUUACUCUAAGCCUAAUCCUAAUCCCUACUCCUAUUCCGAAAACAAACAUUCCUCCUACUCACAUCCUACUUCUCAACCCUACUCUGCCCAUCACUCCUCGUUCUCUUACUCCGACACAUCUCACUCCGGUGCUCCAAUUGAAUCAACCUACCCGGAAAACCAUCCGUCCAGUACCUACCAUUCUGGUGGAUUAGGAGCUCGGAAAGGUUCUUAUCCGUCCUAUCCUCACUCGAUCACACCCAAACCUUAUAUCUCUUCUCUUCCUCAAUCUUAUUCUCCAUCCUCCUCCUCCUCAUACCUAUCCUCUCCCUCCUACUCCUCCUCCUCCUCCUCUGACUAUCCUAAUCAUAAAUCUUCCUAUGAUGCUGCACUCCUCUCCCCCACAUAUGUUUCCCACCGGGAGGAUAGGUAUUUUAUCCAACAUUAAAACUAUAGAUUAUUAUAGUUAAGCCUUAGAAAACUCUUGUCAUGCCUAAGCAAGAUAUACUCAAGCUUGAGCAAGAUAUACUCAAGCUUGAACAAGAUAUAAUCAAUCUUGAGCAAGAUGUACUCAAGAUUGAACAAGAUAUACUCAAGCUUGAGCAAGAUAUAAUCAAGCUUUAGCAAGAUAUACUCAAGCUUGAGCAAAAUAUAAUCAAGCUUACGCAAGAUAUAAUCCAUCUUGAGCAAGAUAUACUCAAGUCUAAACAAAGUCAAGCAUAAACAAGAUCUUCUUAAGUCUAAACAAGAUCGAGCCUAAACAAGAUCUUCUCAAGUCUAAACAAGAUCAAGCCUAAACAAGAUUUUCUCAAGUCUAAACAAGAUCAAGCCUAUACAAGAUCAAGUCUAAACAAUAUAAAGACUAAACUUCUUAAGUCUAAACAACAUCUUCUUAAGCCUUAAGAACUUUUUUAUUGGUUAAGAACUAGAAGUUUAUCCCUUAGGAACAACCCAACAUUUAUAUAUUUAACGGGAUUACUUUUUAUCUAGAAACUUAUACUUUUAGAAAACCCUGCAUUGUAAAUUUGGGUCACCCGGUAUCAUUUAGGAAACCCUAAAUAAUAUUUUGGGACAUCUUACAUUAUAUUUUGGACACCUUUCAUGCCAUUUUGAGACAUCCUGUAAUAUUUCGGACAUCGAUUUGGGAAACUUUACAUAAUAUUACGGGACAUCAAACAUUAUAUUGGGGGCAUCCUACAUCAUACUGUGGAACACACGGCAUUAUACUUUGGGAUUCAAAUUUUGGGACGCUCUGCAUUAUAUUUUGGGACACUUUACGUUUCAUUUUGGAACAUCCUGCAUCAUAUGGACACAAUGCAUUUUACUUUGGGACACAUAGCAUUUUUUUUGGACACCCUGUAUUUCAUUAUGGGAAACCUUGAAUUAUACAGGGUGUAUUAUAUUUUGGGACACCCUGCAUAAUAUUUUGGGACACCCUACAUUAUAUUUUGGGACAAUCUGCAUUAUAUUUUGAGACACCCUGCAUUAUAUUUUGGGACACCCUGCAUCACAUUUUGGGACGCUCUGCAUUAUAUUUUGGGACAUUUUACAUUUCAUUUUGGAACAUCCUGCAUCUUAUUUAUGAACACCAUUCAUUUUACUUUGGGACACAUAGCAUUUUAUUUUGGGACACCCUUUAUUUUUUUAGGGACACCCUGUAUUUCAUUUAGGGACACACUGAAUUAUAUUUUGGGACACCCUGCAUUAUAUUUUGGGACACCCUGCUUUACAUUUUGGGACAACAUGCAUUAUAUUUUGGGACACCCUACACUAUAUUUUGGGACUAUUGGCAUUAUAUUUUGGGACACCCUGCAUUAUAUUUUGGGACACUUUACAUUUUGGUACAUCCUGCAUCCUAUUUAUGAACACCAUGCAUUUUACUUUAGGACACAUAGAAUUUUAUUUUGGGACACCCUGUAUUUUAUUCAGGGACACCCUGUAUUUCAUUUUGGGACACACUGAAUUAUACUUUGGGACGCCCUGCAUUAUAUUUUGCGACACCCUGCAUUAUAUUUUGGGACACACUGCAUUACAUUUUAGGACAACCUGCAUAAUAUUUUGGGACACCCUGCAUUAUAUUUUGAGACACCCUGCAUUAUUUUUUGGGACACACUGCAUUAUUUUUUGGGACACACUGCAAUAUAUUUUGGGACACCCUGCAUUACAUUUUGGGACACCCUGAAUUACAUUUUGGGACAACCUGCAUUAUAUUUUGGGACACCAUGCAUUAUAUUUUGGGACACCAUGUAUUAUUGAUUUUCCAGAAUACCGUAUGAUUUCUCACGAUGUCUCUUCUCAUUGAUUAUAUUGAGAAAUCUGCAGAUUUAAUUAUAUAUAUUGGUCUGGUUGGUUCCUCCUAUUACAGGGUCAUUAGAGGAUAAUUAAACCUUUCAAUUAGUCAUUAUUAUUGUAAUCCAACCAGUGUAAUUCAUACAAUUCAUAUUAUCACGUUUUUUUGCUAUAUUGUUUGAUUUAUGUUUUAUACAGUAUUAAUCUGAAAAAGUGAGGGGAAAAGUCGUCUUUUUUCUUUCUUUCUUUCUUUAUUUCUUUAUUUCUUUCUU